AUGCAAGCUCCUGCGGCCGGUCUCAUCUGCUUGCCUGCCGCCUCGGACUGUGGUAUGUCUUUGGGUCAGGUUUGGGCGGCAAUGGCGAUGUUCAAAGGACACCGGCGUAGACGAGCCAUAUUGGAUGGCGAAGAGGAAAGCGAGAUGGACGACGACACCGAUGCUGUGCAACCCAAGCGCCGCAAGUACACUGCCUUCAACGAGUCCUUUGUGGACUCUAGUACGAUGCAAGUCGGUUCGAGCAGCCCGCCGUACGGAUCCUCCCGGGAAUCAUCCCUCUCCUCGGUGGGCUACGUUGACCUGAAUUCCCAUAUCUCGGAACUGAUACCGGAAGAUGAUACAUUGCGGCUCGCGACGUGUGCCAUUCGACAUAUCCUCUAUUUCUCAUCGGCUCAGGCCCCCGAGUCCUCGGUCGUUGUUGAGCUUCGAGAUGCCAGAACUAGGAUUGCGGCUACUACGGGUGACGAAAAGCAGAUCGUAGCUGUUGACGACGGUGGGCUCUGUCUGCGGCAGAGGAAGCGAGAUAUGGGCUUCCGAUUCUGGAGGCAAAGAGACGAUUUCAAUGUCUAG
Messenger RNA from Aspergillus mulundensis, 570 nucleotides. RefSeq lists its product as uncharacterized. Lineage: Eukaryota; Fungi; Ascomycota; Eurotiomycetes; Eurotiales; Aspergillaceae. The record is from RefSeq and is a predicted model, not a curated record. The transcript is spliced from 3 exons. The coding region runs from base 1 to 570 and encodes 189 amino acids.